Messenger RNA from Coccidioides immitis RS, 381 nucleotides. RefSeq lists its product as uncharacterized. Bases 1 to 381 code for a protein of 126 amino acids. The transcript has a single exon. The record is from RefSeq and is a predicted model, not a curated record. NCBI's taxonomy places the organism in Eukaryota, Fungi, Ascomycota, Eurotiomycetes, Onygenales, Onygenaceae.
AUGAUGAAAGACGACCAAUUACCUAAUGAUGUUAUGAUUUUCGCCGCAAGCCGGGACAAGUCUUUCUCGUCGACAGAAUACAGCCCCUCCAAAAGUCCAAGGCGGUUUGGCGGGACAUCGCGAGAGGCAUUGCCCCGAUGCCAGCCAAUUAGCUGGCCCGCAAGGUGGCUCCGGGAUAUUCCAGGUCCCCAGUACGGAGUAAUUACGGAGCAUAUCUGCCCUGUAGGAUCCAAUGUGCCUGUUACGAAGUACGUAUGCAUGGGUACGGGCAUUCAACUUCGCGAGCCAAAAAAGGUUUGUGGGCGGGGUGUGUUGGCGGUUGAUGGCAUCAUCGUCGUUUGGAUCGCCUUCUCUGGCCGCCCUGAGGUACUCGAAGCUUAA